AUGCGAUGUUACUGGAAAUGUCAUGGGCAAGUGUACUUAUGUAACGUCAUAUCUCCCAGAGUUGUAAACAGUGCAAAAACAACAGACUGUAGGGGUCCUACCAGGAGCAAUAGCACCCACACGGGCCCUCUCAGGGUUGGCAGUGCUUCCAGGGGCCCUCAAAGGGGCGUCGGCUUCAUCAGGGGCCUUCCCAGAUGCAGAGGCGCCUCUAAUGGCCCUAACAUGGGCGGCGGCACCCCAAGGGGCCCUCCCAGAGGUUGCAGUGCUCCCAGGUGCCUCCCAGAGGCUCUGCCAGGGGCUGUGGUGCCCUCAGGAGCCCUUCCAGGGCCGUGCACCCCCACAGGGGCCAUCCUAGGGGCAGCAGUGCCGCCAGAGGUUAUCCCAGGGGCGGCAGCAUCUCAGGGGCCCUCCCAAUGA
Messenger RNA from Homarus americanus (American lobster), 417 nucleotides. RefSeq names its product RNA-binding protein 12-like. Bases 1 to 417 code for a protein of 138 amino acids. The record is from RefSeq and is a predicted model, not a curated record. The transcript has a single exon. Lineage: Eukaryota; Metazoa; Arthropoda; Malacostraca; Decapoda; Nephropidae.